Messenger RNA from Sphaeramia orbicularis (orbiculate cardinalfish), 3041 nucleotides. RefSeq names its product ETS transcription factor ELK4 (gene elk4). Gene Ontology annotation, cellular component: nucleus. The record is from RefSeq and is a predicted model, not a curated record. Lineage: Eukaryota; Metazoa; Chordata; Actinopteri; Kurtiformes; Apogonidae. The transcript has 6 exons. Gene Ontology annotation, biological process: cell differentiation; regulation of transcription by RNA polymerase II. Gene Ontology annotation, molecular function: sequence-specific DNA binding; DNA-binding transcription factor activity, RNA polymerase II-specific. The coding region runs from base 208 to 1638 and encodes 476 amino acids.
UAUUUCCUGUUGAAGGGAUUUAUCGUCUGUAGAAGCCAUAGUAGGCAGUUUAAUGUAUUUUCCUCUCAGGUAUUUGACUGACAGACUUUAUAAAACUUCUUUCCUGAGCUAUGGCACCGUAGAAAGCUUUCUAGCAAUGUUUUGGGAAUAUUUUGCCGCGGCCGGACGACUUGGAAAUUCAGCGGGCUCCGCGAGCGAGUGAGAGACAUGGACAACUCUGUCACCCUGUGGCAGUUCCUUCUCCAGCUCCUACUGGACUCCAGUAAUGAACAGCUGAUCUGCUGGACCAAUGAGGAAGGGGAGUUUAAGCUGCUGCAGGCGGAGGAGGUGGCCCGGCUGUGGGGAGCCCGCAAAAACAAACCCAACAUGAACUAUGACAAACUCAGCAGAGCUCUCAGAUACUACUAUGACAAGAACAUCAUAAAGAAGGUGAAUGGUCAGAAGUUUGUCUAUCGCUUCGUGUCCUACCCCGAUAUCCUGAAAGGAGAUGUUGCCACCCGAACAGAGGGUGGAGAUGCAGCUGCUGGGGGUGUCCCCACCCUGUCAAGGAGAGGAGAUGGCACCUUACAAGAGGUGGAGUCAGCUGAUAGAAACAAAGUGGGAACCAAUACUGUUGCUCUGGGCUCGAGCAGCAAGCAAUCCAACCGUAAUGACUAUAUCCACUCUGGCCUUUACACGUCCUUCACUCUCAACUCGCUGCAAAAUGGACGCCAGCUUUUUAAGUCAAUCAAAAUCGAGAACCCAGCAGAGAAGCUGGCAGAGAAGAGGGUUCUGAGUGCUGCAGCCCAGAGCCAGGAGGCCUUACCUCAGCCACAGCAGUCCACUGCACUGCCGUCCGUCAUCAAGUUUGGGAACACGCCUCCAAAGCAGGCGCCAGCCCUGUCUCCUCAGGUUGCCAUAGAGACAACCCCGAUGUCCAACCAUAUGGAUCCUCUCCAGGUUCCACUGCCAAGGCCAGAGGACAUCAGCGCACACUCCACCCUGCCAUCACAGCCUGUCUAUACAUUCGAACACAUCCGCCCAGCAGAGCCUCCCUUCAGUUUACCAGACCUGGCUUCAACAAGCCCCUCGCCCAGCCUCGUCCCAGACUCGUCCCAGGAGCUGGUGAUCGACAGCGACAUGGAGUCUGGAUCCUCUCAGCCUGCAGACUCUCAGGCAUCAGAGACAGUGGACACUCAGGCAAAGGAGAAGGACGUGGACAGUGGAACAGUGUCUGCAGACGAACCUGUUCUUGUGGACACUGAUUCAUCGUCCAUGAGCAGCGGCGCCACCACUCAGAGCUCAGGAAAGACUCGGAAGCCCCCCAAAAUCCUGCAGAUCAGCCCGCCGGCGCUGUUCGUCACCACCUCUGACUUCUCACCCAUGAACCUCUGCAGCCCGUCACUACCUACUGCCUCUCUGACACCAGCAAUGCUGCAGACUCCCACUCUGCUGCUGACUCCCAGUCCUCUUCUGUCCAACAUCCACUUCUGGAGCACGCUCAGUCCGGUCGCCCCUCUCAGCCCAGCUACACGACGCCAGGGCGCUCACCUGUUCCAGUUUCCCUCUGUCCUCACACCCCAGUUCCAGAUCCCUGUCCACAGUAUGGACGGGACCAACACACCCGGGCCCAUCUCUCCGGACCCUCAGAAGACAUAGGGUCCACGCAAACCCACGUCUGGUCCCACACAGUCAGACUCUACCCCCUGCUCCCACAUGCAGGACAGCGCUGUGGGAGCUGCGUCACUGCCAUUCCACACGAAUCUGGUGCUUUCAAGUCCACUGCCACACUACAGGUGCACACAUGGAGGGAGAUUCUGAAGACGCGCGGGCAGUGGAAGCCGACGGUUGAACCCAACACCCUCAAUUUGUUGUUUUGUUUCAUUUACGCCCUGGAGAUUUAAUCCAAAACUGAUGCCAUGUUUCCUCACACACUUACGGAUGCAUGUUGUCUGGCUAUUUGGGACCCACAGACAGAAAAACCAAAUAGGUUUCCAUGACAACCAUCAGCGCAUGUGUACUGGACCCUCGGCAGAGUCAUUCUGCUGCACUUAUGGACGUGCAGACCAGUGGGAUUGCGGAUAAUAGAAACUUUCCUUUUAUAGAUUUCCCUUCUUUUCUCGUGUGACAGUGUUGCUGCCAAAAAAGACUCUUCUGUGUUGCGUUUUGCUCUCUUGUUUCUUUUCGUGCUCUCGUCCUUAACUUAAUCUUUACUCUUGUGGAAGGGUAGCGCUUUAACCUGAUAACCUGCAUGUUUACCUGCAGCUCUUUUACCCCCCCCACCCCCAAGCGUCCAACCUCAAACUAAAUGUCAAGCCUUUGCCUCAGCUGCCCUGGAGAAGGUUGGCUAACGACAGCCACAUCCAGACUUUUACCUUAACUGUCUUAUCGUGUGUGAGACAUGGCCAUAAUACAAGCUGAAUCUUAAACCAUGCCUCUCCUAUGACAGUUGUUUUAGCACCUGGUGUUCUACCGAGUAGAAGAGCCCUGAAAGCCGGAGUGGCCUGAUCUGCUUUUAGUUUUUGAAAUGAAUGUAAUCUAAUGAAACAAAGUGAAGCCAUAACCCUUUAUCUGCAACAAGCACGACACUAAUUUUAUUUCUGCUCAACAAUUCUAUUCAUAUCUGAUGAGACGGAUCAUGCAUAAAGGUACAUUAUUUUUAGGAAUAAGGAAUAAGGCUUUGUUUAUGGAGUAACUUUCCUGCCAAAACUUAAAACAACUUUUUUUUUAAAGAAAUGCCCAAAGAUUCACUGACAAACAGUGAAGAUGAUAAACUGCUGCAAAUCAUAUUUCAAAUACAUGCUUCAGAAAUAACUACAUGUCCUUGAUGUACAAAAUAAUGUGUCCUACAAAGACAAAAAAGAUUAAUGUGACAAUCUUUCCGCUGUGAUUUUCUGACAAUUUGUGUAAUUCACCCUUUGUAACACAAGGUGGCGCAAUGGGUCAACAUUAGCUUUACAUUAUAAUUUCAUAUAUGUAACAGUUUGCAGUUGGCUAUAGUUUCUAGAUUAAAAUAAAAGAAAAUUAGCAUUUCUCAACUACGGAUGAGGAUUAGGGUUACU